AUGUCAUAUAAACCUAUUCAGUCCACAUCCGCUGAAGUGCGAGACGGAUACACAGAACAACAGCAGCAACAAUACAGAAAAUACUUGACACAAUUAAAACUCGAAUUUCAGCAGCGCUGGUGUAAGAAGAUAAACUCAAACAUAACAUUCACGGAUUUGGAACGCGUUCGAACUUUAGGUACUGGUGCUUUUGGAAGAGUCAUCUUAUUGAGACAUGCAAACACACAUAAAUUCUACGCAAUGAAAGUGUUGGAGAAGGAGAAAAUUGUAAAAAUGAAACAAAUUGAUCAUACGCUGUACGAGAAACGAAUUCUUGAAGCUAUCAGAUUCCCCUUUACUGUUUCAAUGGAAUUUAGUUUUAAAGAUAAUAGCUAUAUUUAUUUUAUAAUGCCAUUCGUUCCAGGAGGGGAGAUGUUUACUCAUCUUCGAAAAAUGGGCAAAUUUGAGGAACCAAUUUCUAAGUUCUAUGCAAGUCAGGUUAUUUUAGCUUUAGAGUACCUGCAUUAUUUAAACUUAGUAUAUCGAGACUUAAAACCAGAAAAUAUAAUGAUAGAUAAAAAUGGAUAUUUAAAGAUCACAGAUUUUGGUUUUUGUAAAGUACUGCAAGGAAGGACAUGGACCUUAUGCGGUACACCAGAAUAUUUAGCUCCGGAGUUAAUUCUAAGUAAGGGCUACGGAUUUUCCGUAGAUUGGUGGUCUUUUGGUGUUCUCCUGUAUGAAAUGAAUGCAGGAUAUCCACCAUUUUAUGCAAAUGAACCCAUGAAAACAUAUGAAAAAAUUGUUUCCGGUAAAUAUCGAUGUCCUUCAAGUUUCAAUGGAGAUCUGAGAGAUCUUGUUCGUAAUACUCUUCAAGUUGAUAUUAGUAAAAGAUUUGGAGUUAUGAGAAAUGGAGUAAUGGAUUUUAAAAACCAUAGAUGGUUUAAGGGUAUCGAAUGGGAAGCCAUUCUUAACUGUCGUUUUCCACCACCAUAUAUUCCAAAAAUAAAACACCCAGGAGAUUCAACAAAUUUCGAAAAAUAUGAUGAAAAAACGAUUAAACCAGCUUCUUAUUGUCGAUUUGAAUCUGAAUUCAUCGAUUUU
Molecule: messenger RNA, 1080 nt
Organism: Brenthis ino (lesser marbled fritillary)
Lineage: Eukaryota; Metazoa; Arthropoda; Insecta; Lepidoptera; Nymphalidae
Source: the annotation of a GenBank genome assembly